Molecule: messenger RNA, 534 nt
Organism: Mesorhabditis spiculigera
Lineage: Eukaryota; Metazoa; Nematoda; Chromadorea; Rhabditida; Rhabditidae
Source: the annotation of a GenBank genome assembly
AUGACGGCUAUUUUACUAUCAUUUGUUUUAAUUGGCAUUUUUGGUAGUGUACUUACCGUUGAGAGAUGGCGACCGGAGAAUCAGAAAAAGCUCAGCAAAAGCGAUGCGCAGGAAUACCUCCACAAAUUCCUCUACCUCCCGCCCCUAAAUUUGGUGGCGGCAGGUCAUGCUGGACCGAGUUUAGCAUCGGCUCGGGAGGAUUUGAAAAAGGCUAUUAUGCAAUUCCAAAAAACGGCCGACAUCCCGCAGACCGGGAUUCUUGACGAUGAGACGAGGACCGUGAUGGCACAACCGAGAUGUGGUGUUCCGGAUAUUGCAAUGUAUACACUUGGAAGAGCCCCACUAAAGUGGAAAAAGAACGCUUUGACGUACUCGAUCGACAGCUAUUCGCAAGAUUUGUCAAGCAGCAUCCAAAAGAAAACAGUGCAAGAGGCUUUCCAGUUCUGGGCCGCCGUCUCGCCGCUGACAUUCCGGGAAGUGGCGAGGGAGGGAGAUAUCAGGGAAUUUGGCUUGGGGAUUACAGGGACAGGGAAA